This is a messenger RNA of Grammomys surdaster, 853 nucleotides long. Its product is annotated as glutathione S-transferase kappa 1-like. The coding region runs from base 425 to 667 and encodes 80 amino acids. Gene Ontology annotation, biological process: glutathione metabolic process. The record is from RefSeq and is a predicted model, not a curated record. Gene Ontology annotation, cellular component: mitochondrion; peroxisome. Gene Ontology annotation, molecular function: glutathione peroxidase activity; glutathione transferase activity. The transcript is spliced from 3 exons. NCBI's taxonomy places the organism in Eukaryota, Metazoa, Chordata, Mammalia, Rodentia, Muridae.
UGUGUGUUUAGUCUGUUUUUACUUAAUAUUUAGCAAAUGGGCUUGAAAUCUAGGGAUAUGGCAAUUAAUCAAGCUAUUAAUAAACUCUGUGCCUCUAGGCAAGUAUAAAAUGGCUGGAGUGUGGUCUAUCCUCACUGUGAAAUGGAAAAUUGAGGCUGGCUGGGCUCUGGGAUGCUCUCUGCUGAGGUUUCUGUGACUAUGAUUUUUUUUUGUCCUCUGACUUUUCCACUUAUUUCCAGACUUUGGGAAAAGGGGACAACGUGUCUUGACUAGGCUAGAUAACCAGUUACUUGCAGUUGGGGCAAGGUCUUUCCAGGAAAAUUUGAGGACAGAAAAUGAAAAGAAUAGAUUCUUCUUCCACCCCCACAAUGAAGUCUCAGCUGCAUGCUCUUCCUUGUCUUCCAAGGCAGCAGAGAAGGCAGGAAUGUCUACAGCACAAGCCCAAUACUUUCUGGAGAAGAUCACCACAGAACUGGUGAAGAACAAGCUCAGGGAGACCACUGAGGCAGCCUGCAAAUACGGGGCCUUUGGGCUGCCCACCACUGUUGCCCACGUGGAUGGUAAAAUCUACAUGCUAUUUGGGUCUGACCGCAUGGAGUUGCUAGCUUACCUGCUAGGAGAGAAGUGGAUGGGCCCUGCGCCCCCAACCCUGAAUGCCAGACUUUAAGAUUGCCUUAGAAAGUAACCUUUGAUUUCUCCAUCUGAUGAAGCUGUUGUCUGUGGCCCUUGGAACUGGAGCAGGAGUCCACCUUUAGCUGUGGCUACCUUUACUUCUAUGCCUCACAAGUGCCCUUUGAAAAGCCUUAAGUUCUUCAUAUCCAUAAAAAUAAACCUGAUGCUGCUAAACAAGUCA